This is a messenger RNA of Cooperia oncophora, 270 nucleotides long. NCBI's taxonomy places the organism in Eukaryota, Metazoa, Nematoda, Chromadorea, Rhabditida, Trichostrongylidae. The record is from the annotation of a GenBank genome assembly.
AUGCGUAACCUUACAAUUGAUAUGUCAGAGUGGGGAGUAUGGGAGAGAAAUGCAUCAUUCGUUUCUCACUUCGAAGAAGCAGUAGAGUUGUAUUUAUCGUCUCAGUUGUGUCGUGCCUUCCUUAUAACUGCUGCUACUUCAACAUUUGGAUGGUGGCUGGCGUUCUUUGUUCCUAACCAGAAUGAUGUUUUCUACAUCUUUGAUAAUAGGACGCAAAAUGGCAAAACACCAGAGAAAGAGCAUUUCUUGAACUCUUGGACGCCAUUAUGA